AUGGAGUCUCUUUUCUUCAAUGUUGACAGCGGCUUCCUGGAGGGCGUAAUCAGAGGCUACAAGGCCGGCAUCCUCACCCAAAACCAAUAUGCCAACCUGACUCAGUGCGAAUCUCUUGAAGACUUUAGAACGCAGUUGUCCGCCACAGACUAUGGAAACUUCCUAGCCAACGAACCUCUCCCCAUCUCCACCUCGACCAUCGCCGACAAAGCCACGCAAGUACUCGUUGACCAGUUCAAUUAUAUCAGAAACAAUGCCGUGCAGCCGUUAAGCAAGUUUUUGGAAUACAUCACCUACUCGUACAUGAUCGACAACGUCGUUCUCCUCAUCACUGGAACCCUCCACGAGAGAGAUACGCAUGAGCUCCUCGAGCGUUGUCACCCACUGGGCGUAUUCGACACCUUGCCUGCAUUAUGCGUCGCCACGAGCGUUGAAGAGUUGUACCAGAGUGUCCUCGUCGAAACUCCACUAGCCCCCUACUUCCGAGACUGCCUCUCAGCAACAGAUCUCGACGACCUCAACAUCGAAAUCAUCCGCAACACAGUCUACAAAGCCUACCUCGAAGACUUCUACCACUUCUGCAGCACCCUCAGCCCACCCACAUCCGACGUCAUGCACCGCAUCCUCUCCUUCGAAGCCGACAGGCGCACAGUCAACAUCACCAUCAACUCCUUCAACACCGAGCUCUCGAAAGAAGCACGUGCGAAGCUGUUUCCUUCCAUCGGGCGUUUGUGGCCCGAAGGGAACAACCAAUUGGCAAAGGCGGAGGAGAUGGACCAGGUCCGCCAGGCGUGUGAGAACGUCAUGGAGUACCGCUCCUUUUUCGCCGACUCGUCUUCGUCGCAAGGAGGAGGCAACGACGAUCUGGGUGCGGCUUCGCAGCUCGAGGACCGGUUCUUCCAGAUGGAGGUCCGGUUGAACAAGGAGGCGUUCUUGCAGCAGUUCCAGUACGGCGUGUUCUUCAGUUACAUGAAGUUGAAGGAGCAGGAGAUUAGGAAUUUGACGUGGAUUGCAGAGUGUAUUGCCCAGGAUGCGAAGGAUAGGAUACAGGACUUUAUACCCAUCUUUUAG
Molecule: messenger RNA, 1071 nt
Organism: Laccaria bicolor S238N-H82
Lineage: Eukaryota; Fungi; Basidiomycota; Agaricomycetes; Agaricales; Hydnangiaceae
Exons: 5
Coding region: 1-1071 (356 amino acids)
Biological process (GO): proton transmembrane transport; vacuolar transport; vacuolar acidification
Cellular component (GO): vacuolar proton-transporting V-type ATPase complex; proton-transporting V-type ATPase, V0 domain; fungal-type vacuole membrane
Molecular function (GO): proton-transporting ATPase activity, rotational mechanism
Source: RefSeq, a predicted model, not a curated record